Molecule: messenger RNA, 4391 nt
Organism: Dicentrarchus labrax (European seabass)
Lineage: Eukaryota; Metazoa; Chordata; Actinopteri; Moronidae
Product: interferon alpha/beta receptor 2
Exons: 8
Coding region: 299-1774 (491 amino acids)
Molecular function (GO): protein binding
Source: RefSeq, a predicted model, not a curated record
UGAAGGCAGCAGGAGUGUACUGUUAGCUCGUUUCGCGUGGGAGUCUGCCUCUGUGAUUGUCUGGGACUCAAACUCACUGAUAAACAUGGACACUCUUCUCAACACAGGUAAGCUGGCAGUAAUAUCAGACAUUUUCCAGCCUGUCUACUGAAGCUUCUCCCUCGGUAGUGAGUUUAUAAUGCUGAUAAAUGAUCCGCGACGUUAGCGGUUGUUCAUAGGGAAAGUGAAAGCAGUCCAGAGAGGUGUGCCGACUGCUCCCGGGGGCUCAUGGCAGUGAGGCAGAGAUGGUUUGGCUGUCAUGAUUGCUCUCAUGUGGAUGCUCACGUGGCUGCCUCAGGUCCUGCCAGUUAUGAGUAAACUCCCUCAGCCUAUCAACGUGAACCUGACCUCAGACCACUUCCGUCAUAUGCUGAGAUGGGAUCCUGGACUGGGGACACCCACAGGAGUCUACUACCGUGUCGCUGUGCACACGGAAAGGGGAACUUCCUGGGUGCCGGUGGCGGGCUGCGAGCAUGUCCAGCACCAACGGGUUUGCAACCUGACAGAAUCCUUCAACCUGACAGAAGUCCUCAACAACCCCGACUCCGCCUACUUUUAUCAGAUUACACCGCUGCCGGAAUCACUGCCCCGAAUAUCAUACACCUCCUCAUUAUUCAAACCCAUCAGAGACACUCACCUGGACCCGCCGCUGCUGACCGUGACGCCCUGUGGUAGCAACAUGUGUGUGGAACUUCAACCUCCCAUGGAGCACCUUAGAAAAAUAUAUGAGCUUCUGCCUUACAGACUCUCGAUCAAGUGCAACGCCAACGGUGUGGACAGAGAGAAGGACACCGAGGAAUCCAGAGUGAUUUUUGACAAUCUGGCCCCCGGCAUACAAUGCUGUGUCGCAGUCUGCUUCAAAGAGAGUAUGUGGCGCAGGAAGUCCAACUACAGCCAACCUGUAUGUGCUUUCACCACGGCCAUCUAUACUCAAGACACGUUGAUAUCCACCGUGCUGAGUUCGUUGGUGAUAAUUGGUGUCGUGGUUUUGGCGGUGCUGGCCUCUGCUGGUUUCAUCCGUUGUCUGAUAAGGAACCCGCUGCCAGACGUCCUGGCAUCCAUCCACCACUUAAACGAGGUCCUGGUCUUUAAACCCUUCAGCGGGUCCUUGUCUUCCCUCUUGAAUCUUAAACCAACGCCGCCCCCUUCAGGCGAAAAGAGGAGCAGCCAUUCAUCAGACGAGAGCGACGAGGAGAGUGAGAUAGAGAGCACCGGAGGACAGUAUAAACUGCGGGUGGGCACAAACCUCCUCUCUUCCUCCUCUUCCUCUUCCACGUCGCUCUCAGCUCCCCUGUCCCCCGAGCCCGAACCCAAGCCGAGCUCCUCCUCGGACCAAACGUCAGACUCUGUCGACCCUCAGCCCGAUUCUCUGCCAGGACCAGAGCAGCGUGCUUCAGAUCCUCCUGCAGAGAGGUUGCUGAAUAAAGAGGAGCAGGAGGAGGUGGUUGUGGUGGUAGAGGGGAGCAGCCAUAACGUGAAUCUCCUCACAUUGACCUUUGGCACGCAUCAGGAAGAGGAGGAGAAAGAGGAGGACAAAUUGCACGUUGCGUCUCCCUCUGCUUCAGAGGUGCACACCACUCCAAUCCUGCCUGUACAAACAAGUGACAGCGAGGAAGGUGCAAUAGAAACUGUUUCCUGCUCUGUUGAGGAGGAGGAGGAGGAGGAGGAAGAGGAAGAAGAUUACUGUGGAUAUAUGGGGCGUCCCAGUACACAUGUCUUACAAAACUUACUAUAGAAUUCUUGGGAGAGUUUCUCCGUUUUUUUUUUUUUUUUCUUACAAUUUCACAAUGUGUUAAACACCAGUGACGGAGCGUCGCACACACAGCAGCACUGGUCUAAAGGCAUUUCCAUUGGUUGAGUCUAGACACUGAAAACUCCGAUUAUAAGUAAAUCUCAUUACAGGACGGACAACUAAAGUACAGACUGAGGUGAUAAUGUUUGAUUCUUCAACUAAAAUGACAGUUUAGGUUCAAACUUGAAUCAUUUCUGAUUGUUUCUGUUACAAAGUCUCAUUUUAUAGAUAACAAUUGGGCCUCAUGCAAGAACCAUUUAACCACAAGAGUCUUCUCGUAUUUAGUAUUUUUGUGGCCCAGACCGGGCCAAUAUGAAUAUUAAAGAUUGACCACAGCUAAAAGCCCCCACAGUGGAAAACUCACACUUUUACUAGAGUCCAAUUGAUCAUAGAUGUAUCAGUGUUGUAUGUUGUGUUAUCUGAUAUAUCCGCUGAUAUGAAAUGGUAUAUUGUGGUAAUAUAUUGGUGUCACUGCAGAGUUUAUCCAGCAGAGCGCGCUGUGAUUUAUAAAACUGUGGAAGGCAGCACAGAGUAAUGGAGCAGACAUCUGUUUGUCUGCACCAUGAGAGAAGAAGCAGCUCUCAGCAAUGUCAACUAGAAUUGUUUGACAGUCUGUUAAAUCCUUUAACAUGUUAGAGUAUUGUUGCAGAAAGCAGCCUUCUGAAGACCUUUGUAUAGUCAUUUAAAUAUAAAAUCCACAUUGAAAAGGUCUAUUUUUAUUCACUGUAUUUUCCACCGCAUCUCUGAACAGUGAAUGUUUGCCCUCUGAAAUCAAUAUCCGUCUCACAAACCCCAUGUGGGUCAGGCUCUACAAGUGUCAGUGUCCGUGACGUGUCCCCGUGAACAGGGGGCUUUUAUCGAUUAAAAAAGAAAAAAAAGUUUUAGAUAAAAAUACAGUAUUAUGAUGUUCUUGCAUGAGGCCCAUCGCCUUCUUCUCCAUAUACUGUGAAUCAUUAUACAUCAGUGCUUUCUCUGCAGCCAGAAGGACCCACCAGUUACCUCUUUAGAGUUCCACAAAAGUUACCCAAACACCACAAACCAUGAUUGGACUGAUGUUGGAAACCUGUGGGCUUACAUAUGAGGAUUGAUCUGCAGCUAGAGGACUACUUCAUAAGGGAACAGCAUAUUCAGGGCGUUUCCUUUGGGAAUUUUAGGCAAAAUCCACCCAAAACAGCCAAUAACUUUACAUCCCUGGAUUUUAUUUUAGUUGUUGUUUGAUAGAACAUUUGGAGAUCAUUCAACUUCAUCAGGUUCAGUGUCAUAUUGUUCUGAAAAUCACUGACCGAUGAACAGUUGGAGAGCCUCUUCAGGAAGAAUUUACACUUGAGAUAUUCUCCCUCCGCAUGGGAACUGACUUUAUGAAAACAGCUUAGGACAAAAAAAAGCUCCACAUAAUGAUUACUGUAUUUAUUUUAAAAAGGCAUUUUUAUGUGUUGUUAUUAGAGAGUUAAAGGUCCAGUGUGUAACAAUCAGGAGGAACUAUUGGCAGAAAUGGAAUCUAACAUUUGUGGGUACGGUUUCAUUAGUGUAUAAUCACCUGAAAAUAAGAUGUUACCUUCAAAAGAGAUGGUUUUUAUCUGCAGAGCUGGUCCUCUUCUACAGAGACCGCCAUGUUGAACUGCCAUGUCUCUACAGUAGCCCAGAACGGACAAAACCAAACACUGACUACACCAUCGUAGUUUCUCCUACACGCUCGGAGUUCAAGAGGUUUCUGUUGGUUGUUGUUCUGCAGCUUCACCAGUAGAUGGCACUAAAUCCCCCACACUGGACCUUUAACUGUUUUCAAUUUGUUCUGAAUAUGUAAUGAGGCUAUAAUGAGAGCUGAAACUGAAGCGGAAAAGGAAUCAGCAAACAUUUUUGAUAUCUUCUUUUGAGUCAUUUCUCAUUCAAAACCUGCCAAAUGUUUGCCGCUCCAAGCUUCUCAAAUGUGUCUCAUAAGAUACUAAAGUGAAUUUUCUGGGGGGUUCUGAUGGAGUUGGUCGUAUAAAACAAGACAAUUUUGCCCAAAAAUCAAGGCCAGUGAGGAUCAAGUCUGACAGCACCAUGUUUGAGCACCAUUUAACCUCUGAAAGUGCAGUUUUUAAAGAUGAUAGUAGAAAAUAUCAUGUAAAAUGCUGGUUUUAAUUUGGACUCUAGCUCACAUUGUCAAGGUCAUUCUGUGUGUUUUAAUUUGUUUUACAUCAUUUAUUCUUGUAAACUGUGAACCUGAUAAUCAUGUAUGAAUUGUCACCGUAUGAGAAAGCUUAUCAUGUUAUACAUAUUUUUAUUACCAUGUCAUGUUCAAUGUACAGUCAUAUUAACAUUACACUUAUUCAAAGUUACACAUUGCAUCAGGUUAUUGAAGUAAAACAUGUAUUAUUGCUAGUUAUAACUUUAUUUAAACAAUUUAAUCAAACAGAUUCCGUACAUGUGACAUUUCUGUAUUUUUAUACUCAAUGUUAAAGCCAUUCUGUAACUCAGUGUCAAGCUAUUCUGCUGCUCAUGUUCAUUAGUGUUCAGUCCAUAAACAUGUAUUUCACUUUGCAAAUCACAACCAAUAAAGUUACAUUUGACAUGUCAA